UAGGUUGAAAUUGCCUACCUUUACCUUCUACAAGCUUUUGGUUUGGGUGUUGGCUUUGGCAGUUUGUUGUUUUACCUGUUGUUGAGCAACUGAAGUUGUCAUUAUGAAUUUCUAAAGUAUACGUUACUUUUUUUAUACCCUUCGCCUACAUUCCUGAUUAAAGCGACGAAAUAUGAAUCCUGUCACAUUGUUAAUCUUCACAUUCCUCAUUUUGGAAUCUCAUGCACAACUAUUAGCGUCGCCAAACAGUUUGUUGGGUCAGACAAGUUUGAAAACUGAAAAUUAUGAUCCUGAUGCCAUUUGUCCGAAAGCUUGGGUGCACUACACAACAUCAUGUUACAAAUUCAUUCGCAGCCCAAUCAAAACUAGGGAUGAAGCUAGACAGUACUGUCGUGCCUUCAAUUCUGAUCUAGCCAGUGUUAACUCGCUUGAGGAACACAGCUUCAUCACAACAUAUCUUAACAAACACGACCCCAGCCACCGAAUUUGGUACAUCAGUGGACGCCAACAAAGCCCUGGAGUUUGGGUGAAUGAUGGUGAUGGUACCACCAUGAUGAACCUUGACACUGCCUUCUUACCAAAUCAAGAAACAGUUUUUGAAAAAGACUUUUUGUCCUAUGGGUAUUCCCUGUCUGCCAGGCAGUGGGGCCUUUUGAGGGUUGAUGGAAAAGAUCCCCUGCUGCACAUCUGUGAAAUUGCUGUCAACCAGGUAAACUUACUGGAUGUGGAAGACAGAACUUUCCAGUAUGGAAUUGUUGUGAAUGAUAUCAAUAGAAUUCCACGCGGGCCUUAUUUUAUUCGGCAGCCAGUUCCGGUUGUAUUUGAUCUGACUAGAAGGAAAACUUUGAAUCAAGUGACUCUUAGCUGCAUCGCAAAUGGAUAUCCUACCCCUGAAUUCCAGUGGUACAAAGAAGAUUUCGAAAAUGAUCAACUCGUCUCUCGGCGAAUCGAUCCUCUUCAAAGUCAACGACACACUGUUAGUGGCGGUUUGUUAAUUAUCAACAAUCCUGAAGAAAUCCGCGACAGAGGCAAAUAUCAUUGUGUUGCAAGCAACCGAUAUGGCUCAAUUGUAUCCGAAAGCGUGCAACUGUCUUUUGGCUUCAUUGGAGAAUUCAAUCUCAAGCGAUCUUCAGAAAAUGGUCUUGAGCACUGGGGCAAAGCUAUUUAUUGUGACCCCCCACAAUACUUCCCCGAUAUUCAGUACUAUUGGGUUCGCGAUGUUUUUCCCAACUUCGUGGAAGAGGAUUCCCGAACAUUCGUUUCUUUUGACGGAAACUUGUAUUUUUCUUCUUUGGAAAAUAUUGAUCGUGGACGUUAUUCCUGCAACGUACAAAGCACUGUUUCAAGCAACGGUCGUAAUGGACCUUUCUUUUCGGUCGAGGUUCGUCAGCACCCCAAUUAUCAACAGCUCAAAUUCCCCAACAACUUUCCCAAGAGUUUUCCUGAAGCGCCUCGUGUCGGCGAAGACGUACGACUUGAAUGUGUAGCUUUUGGUUACCCUGUCCCUAACUACAACUGGACCCGCAAAGGAGCCCCCUUACCCAAAGGUGUAAUUAUUACAAAUUACAACCGAGUGCUUGUCCUUCCCAAAGUCAAAGUUGAAGAUAUGGGCGACUAUGUUUGCCGAGCCACUAAUGACAAGGUAUCUAUUGAGGGAGCUGUGACAGUUAGCGUCCAAGCCACGCCAGUCUUCACUAUUCCUUUGGGAGAUAUGCAUAUGGACAGAGGUGAAGAUCUCCUAUGGACUUGUGAAGCUUUCGGUAUACCCGAUGUCAAUUAUCAAUGGCUGCGAAAUGGACAGGUUUUGGAUCCGUUUACUCUUGAGCUAGCCGACCGUGAGCGUUAUGAAAUUCGAGAAAAUGUCCUAAUAAUACGCAAAUUAGAUCCAGAGCGCGAUCAGGCCAUGUAUCAGUGCAAAGCCUCCAAUCAGAUUGCUGAGAGGUACUCGUCCGGCCAACUUCGAAUCCUGGACAUAAAACCAUCGUUUGCAAAGAAGCCUUUAGAAUCUGAUAUCUAUGCUGCCGACGGAGGAAAUGUGACGAUUGCAUGUAAUCCAGAAGCUGCACCACGACCUAAGUACAUGUGGCGAAAGGAUGGUUUCACGAUUGGUUCCGGUGGAAGAAGAAUAAUUCUUCCUAGUGGACACUUGCUUAUCAAUCCCGUUUCGCUUGAAGACGCCGGCAAUUUCACGUGUAUAGCUGAAAAUAGAUUUGGUUCAGAUUCGAGUACAGGGCGCGUCAUCGUUUUACGUGGACCCGUAUUUAUAGAGGAACCUCCAAGCCGCAUUCUUACUACAGUAGGACUGACUGAACAACUCCGCUGUCGUGCAUCAGCAGAGGGGAUCCUUGAUUUGGCUUAUAUUUGGAAACACAAUGGCAUUACACUACGAUUCGAUUCGUCCCCUAUCGAUUUCCACGACAAUUUAGAAGCUGCUCAUUACAUCCGUUCGAGAGAUGGCAGUCUCGAAAUCCAUAAUAUUACAUUAGCUCAAGCCGGAGAGUACGAGUGCGUGGCCAAGACUUCUGUCGGUCGCAUCUCCACCAAAACUCAAUUGUUCGUCUAUGGACCUCCUGGUGCUGUCGGUGGUGUUCAAGUCUACGGGGAAACCUCAUCAGCCGUCAUCAGGUGGACUGAUGGCGCAACGAACGGCGAUCCGAUUCGCAUGUAUAUGGUUGAAGGAAGAACCAAUUGGAAUCAAACUUGGGCUGUACUUGCUAUGAACGCUACCGCCAAAGAUGUUGAUCGAUUGACAUCUCGGAAAGAGCUCCAAAUGAUGAACACCUUGUCACCGUUCUCUACGUACGAAUUCCGCAUAUCGGCUUCCAAUACGCUCGGUUAUGGACCUACAUCUAUUCCGUCACCAACAUUCAAUACGCGCCCAGAUCGAAUUUAUCUACCUCCUUCUAAUGUUGGUGGUGGUGGUGGAAAAACUGGCGAUUUGACCAUCACUUGGACACCUUUUGUCGGCCAACAGCAGAACGCCUCUGGCAUUUAUUACAAAGUAUUCUGGCGUCGCCUGGCUGGUGUUGAUGCGGACGUGACCGAAGAAUCGGAAUACCAGUCUCAGAUUGUAAAAAAUUCGCGUGUAGCCGGCCUUUUCGUUGCCACUGUCGAUAGAAAUCGCCGUUACUACUACACCCCAUACAAAGUUAAAGUGCAAGGUUGUAAUGAUGUGGGAUGUGGUCAGGAAUCUCCAGAGGUCUCCAUUUAUUCAGCCGAGGAUGUGCCACAAAUUGCUCCAAAUCAAGUGGCUGCUCGAGCUUUCAACUCGACCGCAUUAAACGUGACUUGGUUACCUAUGGAUCUUUCUCGCAAGCAAAUGCGAGGCAAGAUGAUUGGCUUCCGUAUCAAGUACUGGCGCCGACAGGACAAGGAAGAUGCUUCCGUCUUUUAUCUUAGUCGAAGCACCCGAAAUGAAGCUCUUAUCGUCGGUUUGAUGCCUGAUACAUAUUACUGGGUUCGUGUUAUGGCCUACAACGGAGCAGGUGAAGGACCACAGAGUGAACGUUUCUUGGAACGUACGUUCAAGAAGGCGCCGCUCAAACCUCCUACGACAGUGCAAGUGGUGGCCGUGAAUCCUUCAACAGUGCGUGUCACAUGGCGUUACGUUGCGCCCAGUAUCGAAGAAGAACCUCUCAUUGGGUACAAAGUCCGCGUCUGGGAGAGCGACCAAGACAUGUCGACGGCCAACGAUACAUUGGUUCCUCUUGGACGCAAACUGGAAGCGUAUGUCACAGGCCUUUCUUGGGGCAAACGCUACAAUCUUCGAGUUUUAGCUUACUCUCAAGGAGGUGACGGUAAAAUGUCCUCGCCAACUUGGGUUUUCAGAAUGGGUGAUGAUAGCGAUGUGAAUUCGUCCGUCCCUUUGAACAUGGCCAUAUUUGUGUUAUUGGCCAGUGUUAUUUUAUCGAUCUGCCAGACUUUUACAUAUAACUUUGCAUUGUACACAUGAUUUUUUUCCUGCCAUCCAUUGAAAUGGAAAAAUCUCUGCCUUUUUGAGUGAUUUUUAAGUGUCUUUCUCUGCAUCCGUCCAUUUUUAUCUCAAAGCUGUUUUUCUCUACCAGCACCGAAAGGGACAUUAGAAAUUUCCCUGGUUUUCUCGAAGACAGUAGAUUUUUAAGGAAUAAACUGACCUUAUCGAUUUA
Messenger RNA from Daphnia carinata, 4145 nucleotides. RefSeq names its product contactin-like (gene Cont). Gene Ontology annotation, biological process: cell-cell adhesion. NCBI's taxonomy places the organism in Eukaryota, Metazoa, Arthropoda, Branchiopoda, Diplostraca, Daphniidae. Gene Ontology annotation, molecular function: protein binding. The transcript has 13 exons. The record is from RefSeq and is a predicted model, not a curated record. Bases 173 to 3952 code for a protein of 1259 amino acids.